Molecule: messenger RNA, 561 nt
Organism: Tetrahymena thermophila SB210
Lineage: Eukaryota; Ciliophora; Oligohymenophorea; Hymenostomatida; Tetrahymenidae
Exons: 2
Source: RefSeq, a predicted model, not a curated record
AUGAGUAGUGAACAGAAGAACAAUUUUAUAACCUCUAUAGUUGAAUUAUCCUCAAAAGAAUAACUAAGUGAUGGGAAUUAAGACUAAUAAUAAGGUGCUUAGCCUACUGAAAUAUAAGAAUCUAUUAAAUGCUAAAAUCCAGGAUCCUAUUUAGAUGAAUUUACUUCAAAAAAUUCUAUAGACAGAAUCUUAAAAUUGAAGCUAAAGGGUAUCAAAACUCGAUUUAGAACUAAUGUAAAUAUUAUGACUAUUGACAUUCAAAAAAGGAAGCUUCAGUUAUUGAGCUAAAGUAUUAAUAUGUUUUUGUAUGUACCUAUUUUUAAUGAUCUUAUUCGAUUCAAACAAUAAUUCUACUUUAUCUAAAUUUUUAAUAUCUUUUAAAGUUUUCUUUAAAAUAAAAUGUAAUUAUUAUUUAUUAAUUUGAAUAUAAAUAUACUUUAAUUAAAACUUCAUCAAUUUACUUUAUUUUUGAUGCUAAAAAUUCCUUUGAAAGUCUUCUUUUUUGUACAUUAAUAAUUUAAUUGUGAUUAUAAAAUAUUUAAUUAUUUAUUAUAACUUUGA